AUGGAUCUCCCCAAACCGCCGAGGGCGAAUCCACUGGCUUUUACGCCUUGGCCGGUCACACUAAUCACCGCGGCCGUGUAUUUGGCCUUCGUCAUCCCUUUGCUAGUCGUCCACCAUGUCGUACCAUCCGCCCCCAGUCCGACCCCCAGUGGCCUGAACCUCACCGAUGCGUGGAGCGAUCUCCAAGUCCUGACGUUUGGAUACCGCCCGUAUAACUCGCGCCAAAACGACAAGAUCCACGAGUGGCUGCUACAGCGUAUCGACGAAAUCCUCGACACCGCCAACGCCGACGAGAAGAGACCGGACACUUUCGUCUUCGACGACACGCGCUCGAACCUGACGUUUGCCCGUGACGAUCUCGCAGUCUAUUUCGAAGGCACCAACAUACUUGUGUAUAUCCGUGGCGAGGAAGAUGACACAGAGCAAUGGUGGGAGCUCCCCGAGGGACGCCCCAAAUCUAAGGGUGGUGUGCUGGUGAACGCGCACUACGAUAGCGUCUCGACGGGAUAUGGUGCGACAGAUGACGGAAUUGGAGUGGUCACUUGCCUGCAACUCAUUAAAUAUUUCACAACGCCGGAACAUAAGCCGAGGAGGGGGUUGGUGGUGCUGCUUAACAACGGCGAGGAGGACUUUCUGAACGGGGCGCGCGUAUAUAGCCAGCAUCCGCUGUCGAGAUUCCCGCACACAUUUUUGAAUUUGGAGGGUGCGGGCGCUGGCGGCCGCGCUGUGCUCUUUCGCAGCUCUGAUGCUGAGGUUGCUGCCUCUUAUAUGCGAUCACAGCACCCUUUUGGGUCUGUGCUAGGCUCCGAUGGGUUCCAGACAGGACUGAUCCGGAGUCAGACGGACUAUGUGGUAUUUGAGGGUGACUUGGGACUUCGUGGUCUCGAUGUCGCAUUUUUGGAGCCGAGAGCUAGGUAUCACACGGAUCAGGAUGAUACUAGGCACACCAGCAGGGAUUCCUUGUGGCACAUGUUGUCAACGGCAGUCGCGACAACAGAAGGCUUGGUGUCUGACUCGAGCGAUCGAUUUGAGGGCCCGCCUAGGACUGACGGCAAGAUCGCAAGUGGUACUGGGUCUCAGGCUGUAUGGUUCGAUCUGUACGGGAGCGCGUUUGUGCUCUUCCGCCUACAUACUCUGUUUGCGCUAUCGGUCACUCUCCUAGUGGUGGCCCCGUUGGUUUUGCUUUUGACGAGUAUCAUUCUCACAAAGGUCGAUAGAAUGUAUCUUUUCAGAACGAAGGUACGCCCAGAGGGUAGCCAAGAGGUGCUCUCUCUAUACGGUGACCGGGGAUUCAUGAGAUACCCUUUCUUGCUUGGAAUUCCAACCGCUGUUGCUGUGACCCUGGCGUACUUGCUCACCAAGGUCAACCCAUACAUUAUUCACAGCAGCCAAUACGCAGUGUGGAGUAUGAUGAUAUCCGCCUGGACCUUUUUCGCCUGGUUUGUAUCCCGUGUCGCCGACUUUGCUCGGCCAUCUGCGUUCCACCGCGUCUAUACCCUCACCUGGACUUUUGUCCUUAUGUGGUUUCUGCAAGUCAUUGCUACUGUUUACCAAGACCGCUGGGGACUGGCGGGAAGUUAUUUUAUCUUCUUUGGAUUUUCAGGAACGUUCCUGGCUACUUGGAUCUCGUAUCUUGAGCUCUUUUCCCUGCCCCGGAAAUCGGACUAUGCAAACCAACUACGGCCGGUGUCAAGACGAGCCAGCAGCUAUGGUAGCCGGCUUGGAGGACCGUCCGACGAUGAUGAGGGAGAUGAAGACGGGAACGAUGAAGAGCCGACAGAGUCGACCUCACUGCUUGGUAGCCGGCAGCGAACUACAUUCGCGAAUUACGUUCGCGUGACUCCAGACAAUGCAGACCAAACAGAUAGCGAGGAUCAUACGCGUGACAUCAAUGUGUACGGCCUCGAGCAGCGAUGGAGCGCAUCCUUGCCAAAAUGGCUAUGGGUGUUGCAAUUCCUUCUCUCCGCUCCGAUUGUCCUCAUCUUGGUUGGAUCUCUGUCCUUACUGCUGACCAGUGCACUCAAUCAGACUGGACAGGAUGGAAGCUCUACGCUAUUCAUCUACCUUGCUAUUGCCGUAUUCACAACACUUCUCCUCAACCCUGUUUUACCGUUCAUUCAUCGGUACACCUACCAUAUUCCGGUUUUCCUGCUGGCUGUCUUCGCCGGGACCCUGAUCUACAACCUCGUUGCCUUCCCAUUCUCAGACUCUAAUCGGCUGAAGCUAUUCUUCCUCCAAGAAGUAGAUCUUGAUACUGGCGUGAAUACUACGUCAUUGACGGGUGUUCAGCCGUUCGUCUAUGAUGUUGCCGUUGGUUUACCGAGUGCAGCGGGACAAAACGUCACUUGUGAAACCCUUGGCGAUAGAACGAAGUGUUCCUGGGCAGGGAUUCCUCCACAGGUCGUCCCAGAGGACAAGCGUCUGGAAGACUGGCUUUCCUUCGAAAUCUCCAAACCCACCGAUAAGCCUCGCCACGCCCAGUUCAAUAUUUCUGGCCAGAACACCCGCGCUUGCAAGAUUCUCUUUGACACCCCAAUCAAGGGCUUCCAUGUUGCCAACUCCGCAUACGACCCACGGUUCCCCAACACUUCCCCGAAGGGAAUUAAAGAAAUCCGGCUCUGGAGUCGUACAUGGGAAGAUACAUGGACGGUAGACGUUGAAUGGUACAGCCCCGAAAGUGCAGACCCCAGUGUCACCCUAGGUCCCCUGACCGGAAAAGUCGUUUGCCUCUGGAGCGACUAUAAUCAGCGGGGCGCCAUUCCCGCACUGGAUGAGGUACGACAGUACGGCCCCGGCUGGGUGGGUGUAAGUAAAGUAGCCGAUGGGCUUGUGGAGGGCCGCAAGGCGUUUGAGAUUAGCUAG
Aspergillus puulaauensis is the source of this 2862-nucleotide messenger RNA. RefSeq names its product M28 family metallopeptidase. Gene Ontology annotation, biological process: proteolysis. The coding region runs from base 1 to 2862 and encodes 953 amino acids. The transcript has a single exon. Gene Ontology annotation, molecular function: metalloexopeptidase activity. Lineage: Eukaryota; Fungi; Ascomycota; Eurotiomycetes; Eurotiales; Aspergillaceae. The record is from RefSeq and is a predicted model, not a curated record.